Molecule: messenger RNA, 1017 nt
Organism: Triticum turgidum subsp. durum (durum wheat)
Lineage: Eukaryota; Viridiplantae; Streptophyta; Magnoliopsida; Poales; Poaceae
Source: the annotation of a GenBank genome assembly
AUGGCGGCUGCCAGAGAAAGACGACUACCGCAGCUUCACCUCACGCUCGACGCUCCCACGUGGGCCUUCCGGUGCCCCGCCCCGGCGCCGGUCACCGCGGCGACGCCGUCCACCUCGGCGGCUCGGCCGGACGGCGAGUUCCGCCUGAGCGACUUCGACAGGCUCUCCGUCCUUGGGCGCGGGAACGGCGGCACCGUCCACAAGGUCACGCACCGCCGCACGUCGGCGCUGUAUGCGCUCAAGAUCAUUCACCGCGGCCACCCCGGCGCUGACGAGGAGGUAGAAGUUGUACGCCGCGUCGACUCGCCUCACAUCGUCCGGUGUCACUCGGUCCUCCCGACGGGUUCCGGCGACUCAGCGUUACUCCUGGAGCUGAUGGACGGCGGUUCCCUCGACUCGCUCGUCCGCGCCGGCCAGGGAGGUUUCCCGGAGGCGGCUCUGGCGGAGGUGGCGGCGCAGGCGCUGUCCGGCCUGGCGUACCUCCGCGCACGCCGCGUCGUCCACCGGGACAUCAAGCCUGCGAACCUUCUGGUCAACAGUGCCGGGCAGGUGAAGAUCGCCGACUUCGGCAUAGCCGAGGUCGUCUCCCGCGCCGGCAAGUACCGCGCGGCCUACGAGGGCACCGCCGCGUACAUGAGCCCCGAGCGCUUCGACACGGAGCGGUCGUUGCACGUCGCCGGCGACGAGGAGGGCCCCGUCGACCCCUACGCCGCCGACGUGUGGGGGCUGGGGGUUACCGUCCUGGAGCUCCUCAUGGGGCGGUACCCGCUGCUCCCCGCCGGGCAGGAGCUGAGCUGGGCGGCGCUCAUGUGUGCCGUCUGCUUCGGCGAGCUGCCGGCACUUCCCGACGGUGAGGCAUCGCCGGAGCUCCGGGGUUUCGUGGCCGCUUGCCUGCAGAAGGACCAUCGGAAGCGAGCGUCCGUCGCAGAGCUGCUCGUGCACCCGUUCGUCGCCGGGAGAGACGUUGCGGCGUCGAGACGGGCGCUACGCGAAGUGAUCGAGCAGCGGUGUCGAUAA